Gastrolobium bilobum is the source of this 1577-nucleotide messenger RNA. Its product is annotated as spermidine hydroxycinnamoyl transferase-like. Gene Ontology annotation, molecular function: acyltransferase activity, transferring groups other than amino-acyl groups. NCBI's taxonomy places the organism in Eukaryota, Viridiplantae, Streptophyta, Magnoliopsida, Fabales, Fabaceae. The record is from RefSeq and is a predicted model, not a curated record. The transcript has 2 exons. Bases 1 to 1350 code for a protein of 449 amino acids.
AUGGUAACAAAUAUUGGUUCUUACACUGUUAUCCCAAAUCAGCCAACUCCAAAGGGUCGUUUAUGGCUGUCUGAUAGUGAUCUUGCCGAGCAUAGUCCAGCAUAUACUCCCUCUAUCUACGUUUACAAACCAAAACACAAUCACCACGAUGUCAUCGAGAGGAUGAGAACCUCUCUCAGUGAUAUUUUAGUGUAUUACUAUCCAGUUGCUGGCAGAUUGUGCUGGAUUGAUGAAUGUGGUAGAAUGGAAGUGGAUUGUAAUGCAAAGGGAGUUACAUUGCUUGAAGCUGAAACCACUAAAACAUUGAAUGAAUAUGGAGAUUUUUCACCUACUCAGCCCAUCAAGGACCUUAUUCCAACCAUUGAUUAUACUCAACCUAUUGAGGAGCUUCCCCUGUUUCUAGUGCAACUCACAAGAUUCCAUGGUGACCAAAGCCUUGCCAUUGGUGUUGCUAUCUCUCAUCUUUUGUGUGAUGGGAUUGGUGCUAUUCAAUUCAUAAACUCAUGGGCAAAGCUGGCUCGAGGAGAUACAUUAGCACCACAUGAAAUGCCAAUUCUAGAUCGAACAAUACUCAAAUUCCCACUCUCACCAUUAGCACCACGCUUUGAUCACCCUGAGUUGAAGCCUCCCCCAUUCAUACUAGGAACCUUUGAUUGCAUUACUGAGCAAAAGACAACAGCUGCAUCAUUGAAACUGACAUCAGAGGAAGUUGAGAAGCUGAAGAAGAAGGCCAAUGAUCAAUCCCAGAAAGAUGGGUCAAGACCAUAUACCAGAUAUGAAGCUAUUGCUGCACAUAUAUGGAGAUGUGCAUCUAAGGCUCGUGAACUUGAUGACAAUCAACCAACUUUGGCUCGAAUCAUUGCUGAUAUUCGCAGUAGACUAAAUCCACCUCUGCCUCAUAAUUACUUCGGGAAUGCUCUGGCUCGAACAGUGACACCAACAUGUUAUAUAGGAGAAAUCAUAUCAAACCCAUUGAGUUAUGCUGCUAAGAAGAUAAGGGAAGCACUUGACUUGCUUACAAAUGAAUACGUAAGGUCACAGCAAGAUGUUAUUUUCGGUCAGGAGCAACUCGAUUCCUUAAGGGGUUUCUUCUUCCGACAAGGAGUACGUCGGACUGCCCCAUAUUAUGGGAAUCCUAACAUUUUCAUCGUAAGUUGGAUGAGCAUGUCCGUGUACGAAGCAGAUUUUGGGUGGGGAAAGCCUGUGUAUUUUGGUGAAGGAUUUGUGUCUCCAUAUGAUACGGCAAGGAUUGUUCAAAGCCCAGAGGGGGAUGGAUCUGUUAUUGUGUCUAUGCACUUCCAGAUAGAACAUAUACAACUUUUCAAGAAAUUCUUCUACGAGGAUAUAUGAGAUCGGAGCUCGGGGAGGAUACUUAGCGUCGUAUCUGAGUUCAACGACCUUUAUCAGUUUUCCACUUUACUCCUGUUGUGGAUUCUCCGCUUACUAUCCAUGCUUAGUUGGGUCAUCCGAGUCUUGCUAAACUCCAGAAGAUGGUCCCACAUUUCUCUACUUAUCUAGUUUAUCUUGUGAGUCAUGUCAGUUAGGGAAGCACACUCAUAGUUCGUUUCCUGAUCGUG